Messenger RNA from Brassica napus (rape), 1280 nucleotides. Its product is annotated as nucleolin. The coding region runs from base 420 to 1025 and encodes 201 amino acids. The record is from RefSeq and is a predicted model, not a curated record. The transcript has 2 exons. NCBI's taxonomy places the organism in Eukaryota, Viridiplantae, Streptophyta, Magnoliopsida, Brassicales, Brassicaceae. Gene Ontology annotation, molecular function: zinc ion binding.
GUCCUAAAAUUUAAGCACCCGAGGAUAACGCUCAGCCGCAGAACCUAUAUAUUUUUUAAAAAAAAUAUAUACAACUUAUACAGUAAUUAUCCACAAAUUAUCCACCGUAAGUUUCACAAGUUUGAACUAUUCCUUAAGAUGUGGAAAAGAAGAAAUAUAUUGUAAAAAAUCGAAACCUUCUUUGUAUCUCAAAAGACGAAAAUACCCUCAAAAGAAUUUUGAAUCACAGAAAACUCGCCACGAAACUCUCAAAUGCAAAUGGUACUUUCCAUUCUCGAUCUUGUUCCCUUGUUUCUGUCCGCAGAAUAAACGAGAGGAGAGAGAAGGAAGUAAGAGAUAAAGACAGGAUCAAAUCAAACACACACACACAAAAGAAGCAAAGAAAACUAUUUUGAUAUACUUAGAGAGAGAGAGAGGAGAUGGAGAAGAUGAAGUGUGAGCUAUGUGAGGGUGUGGCGAGAAUGUUCUGUGAGUCAGACCAGGCGAGUUUAUGCUGGGACUGCGACGGUAACGUUCACGGAGCUAACUUUCUGGUGGCUAAACACGCGCGCUGCCUUCUUUGUAGCGCGUGCCAAUCUCCUACGCCUUGGAAAGCUUCUGGCCUUCGGCUCUGUCCAACCGUUUCUAUAUGCGAGUCUUGCCUUGCUCGUAAGAAUAACUCCGGCGCCGGCAGCAAUAGUUACGGAGAAGACGACGGCGCAGAAUCUUAUGAUGAGGAUGAGGAGGAAGAAGAAGAAAGUGAUGAUGAGGAAGAAGAAGAAGAAGAAGCGGAGAAUCAGGUGGUGCCAUGUGAUGCGGCUGCGGCGGUGCAAGAAUCUCCGGUGAUGAGUUCAUCGUCUUCCGUUAGCAGCGGAGAGGAACGUUUCAGUUUGGUAGCGAAAAGGACGCGACAAGAUUCAGAACUUAACUCCGAUGAUGAAGAAUCAAACGACGAGUCACGACCUUUGAAACGGCUGACGAGAGAUGCAACCUUGCCAAGAUCAGCGGCUAUGAUGAAAUCAACCUUAAAAAUCAAACGACUGUGAUACACCACCAACAAAUGUAGAAAUGUCAGCCGUUGAUUUCUCUGCUUAUUCAGAUUAGAUUAAUCAUCACUGUUCAUUGCUAACAGUUCAUCUUUUAGUGAAUCGAGUUUAGCUCCUUUAAUGGCUUAGUUUGUUUACAUUUCUUUCUCUAAAACCACAUGUAUUCGUUGAACCAUUUUUGCUUAGUACGUUUUCGUUUUUUGGUUGUAUUAUUCACCUAUCUAUAGUUAUGUUUGAUUUUAUUUGUUUAAGCUA